AUGGCAAUUGGGGUCGGUGACUCUCCGGGGAAGCGAAAAGUGAAACGGCCUCGUACCGAAGACAGUCGUGGUGAGCAAGUGACGCGAACAACGAACCCCGACCUCUGGUUCAACGACGGUAGCAUCAUCCUCGUCGCGAGAGGCGUCGCCUUCCGUGUCUACAAAGACUUGCUCGCCAAAUCACCCGCCGAGAAGAUCGAGGGUUGCCACAUCGUCCAUCUUGACGAUUCGCCCCUCGACGUCGCUAACAUGCUCAAGCUCGUCUUCUUCGGCACGCAGCUCUACCCGUCCGACGAGCAAGUAGGCUUCCCCUUUGUCGCCAGCUGGAUCAAGAUGGCCCACAAGUACCGCAUGGAAGGCACCCUCGCGCUCGCGCUCAAGCGCCUCAAGUCGUUCUUCAGCGACGACCUCGACGACUGGCUCGGGCUUCCAAGCACGGCGAGACCUACUGCAUCACUGUCGUCGAAGGAGCUGCUUCACGGCGUGGCCCUCGCAGACGGCGCCAUGGAGAGGCUGGACGACAAGGACAUCCAGAUGUGUAUGGAUGCGCGGAACGUCCUCACGGGCCGCACCAUCCUCUCGGUACUGGAGAUCUGGGCCUUGCCCGUCAGCUCGGGAUGCUACGACGAGGACGCUUGCCAGCGCGCUUUAGAGGCAGAGGUAGACGUCACACGCCUCGAAGACCGCUGGUUGGCCGACGGCGUGCAGCAAGAUGGUCCGGAGCCGGAUGAAGCUCGCGCAGCAGAGGCACUGGGCGAGUUUGUCCCAGAUGUUUGGAGUCUGGACCCCGCUCCGGGUCUCAAUAGGUCUGGCACGCGGCCACGCGGCAGCGAUGUGGGCGAGAACGACGACCAAGAUGAUGACGCGACGCAAGGUACCGCCGACGACGUCCCAUCGGACAACGAGAGCGCGGGCGAGGACGCCAACGAAGGGGACGUCCACGAGGAAGAUGCCACUGCGAAAGAUGCCAAGAAAGACUGCCGGCGGAGACGACAUUGA
Molecule: messenger RNA, 999 nt
Organism: Fomitopsis serialis
Lineage: Eukaryota; Fungi; Basidiomycota; Agaricomycetes; Polyporales; Fomitopsidaceae
Exons: 5
Coding region: 1-999 (332 amino acids)
Source: RefSeq, a predicted model, not a curated record